This is a messenger RNA of Diaporthe batatas, 2107 nucleotides long. RefSeq lists its product as uncharacterized. The record is from RefSeq and is a predicted model, not a curated record. Gene Ontology annotation, molecular function: DNA-binding transcription factor activity, RNA polymerase II-specific; zinc ion binding. Gene Ontology annotation, biological process: regulation of DNA-templated transcription. The transcript is spliced from 3 exons. The coding region runs from base 495 to 1571 and encodes 358 amino acids. NCBI's taxonomy places the organism in Eukaryota, Fungi, Ascomycota, Sordariomycetes, Diaporthales, Diaporthaceae.
CGAACUUUCGCUGGACCGCUGUACCGCUGUACCUUCCACCACCCCUGUACCCUUGUCGCCCCGUACCCUUGUACCCUUCCUUGUACCUCGCUGUUCUGACUGACAGCAUCAUUAUUACCAGCCCGGAAAUCCAUUACAUAUCACAUAAUCUCCAUCUCCAUCCAACGCCUUUGCACCACCUUGAGUCUCGCACCUCGCAGUCUGUUCACUCACCAUUAUUAAUCCCACGUCAAGCCACCCCCAUCCGUCCACAUCUCACACUGCUUCUCUCUCUAACACAUCCCACUCGACCUCGAAACAAACCAAUCCAUUGCCACAUAUCAUCACCACAUCAUACAUCAUACACACAGUGUUGUCCCUUGUGAAGCUCCGUCUUUGAGGCACACUUGGUUCGACUGGCCCGACUUACACGGGUCGCCCACACUAGCUCCACGUCGCCUCACAUCUCAUAUCAUCUCCGCCCACAGUGGCCCUCCGUGACACCGCACGCAAAAAUGGAACACAGUCUACCCAGUCCUCCCCUGGAUGGACAACACAAACCACACCAGACAACGGCGAAGAGGCAUAGUCCCGGCGCGAAGUCCACCAAGCCCGCGCACCGUGUCACCAAGCGUUCAAGCACAAACAUGUCCCACUCACACAUCCACUCGCCAAUGCCGUCAGACAGCCAGUCCACACACUCAAUGGCUGAUGCGAGGCACAAGAGGGUAUGGAAGGCAUGUGAGAGGUGUAGAAUGAAGAAGACAAAGUGUGAUGGUGAAUUCCCAUGCAAGAGAUGCAAGGACGACGGUCUUGUGUGCACAGCGGGCACGAGAAAGAAGACGGAAUUCAAGCAGUUGCCUCGAGGAUAUGCCGAGGUUCUUGAGAACACUCAGUUUGCCCUCAUCGCCACCGUGCACAAGCUGUACUCGAUGGUCCGCAACGGCCAGCAAUGGGACCUCGGCGAGCCUGACCUCAACGACCGCGGCCAGCCCGUAAUCCACAACAUCGCCCAGAAGCUUGGCUGCAUACGACCCAACAGCGAUAUCGACCUCCCCGUCCACUCCGUCUUCCCAGAGGAUGAGCAAGGCCUGUCGGAACUCGCACGCCAGCUCGAGGAGCAACAGCAGCAUGAGAAGGCGGGGCUCGGCGCCGAGCACGACGCGAGGACGGACCGCGCGAGCUCCUCGGACCUGGACCACUCCGACUUUGAGGACUACCGCAAGGCAGCAUUCGGCGGUGGCCGCCAGGCAAGCAGCACCAUGACCCUGUCGCCGGCGAGCCUGACGUACGACUCGUUCGACGGCUACUCAGCACCAUCCACAGACAGCCUCCCGAGCACGUCACCGGCGCAGCACGUGCCUGCCUCCUUCGCGCCCUGGAUGCGGGCGCCAUCGAUGGGAUAUGAACAGCAGUUUAUACAGACAACAGGGGCAUUCGCAGGCAUGGACAUGCUGAACCAGGGGCUUCUCGAGUCGGAAUUUGGUACCAUCAAGCCACAUGUCCUGUCAUGUCCCAAUCCGGAAGUAAUGCUGGGUAUCGGUGACCCAAUGAUCUACUCUGGGUUUGACCCAGAAGGUAUGCGACUAUGAGAAAGGGCCGGCGGCGACGGCGGGGACCGGACACGAUUUCCACGUUACGAUACCGAGGAUAGUGGCUGGGCUGGGCUGGGCUGGGCUGGGCAACACGAUGACCGGGACGGGCAGGCGGCACUUUGGGCUAUGACGGGGACGCAUGUCUAUCAAUCAACUUGGACAUAGUAGGAGUCACAAGAGCCGGAUGAUGGUGUCUCUCCCUAACUCACGGGCUUUAUGGCAAGGCGUUCACUCUAGGGCAGGGUAUUUGGGUUUUGUUCCCCUACCAGAAAAACGACAAGCAAGACGCUUGUUGGAUUGGAUGUAUGCUAAUGGUAUGGGGAGCCGAUGUUUUCACUUUUUUUUCCUCCAUUUUUGUUCUACCUGGUCAAGGGUGUAUUGAUUGUACGAUGUGUCAACUUCUCAACUCUUCUGAGGAAGGAGAGGGCAAAAAACCUUCACCGGUGCGCGCUCGUCGAAGCACGUCUGCUCGAGAGAAUGAAGUUAAUGAUUCCCCCCCAAAAAAAAGAAGGAACCAAAGUCCCCACCGAAAC